ACAGGACCUGUGACAUUACCCGCCAAGCUUUGUGACGCAGUUGCCUACCAGGUCAGGAAGCUGUUACCCCGGCCCGGCCCACCCUUUUCCGCUACCGCCGUGGGAAUGGAAACAUCUGCCCCACGUGCCGGAAGCCUGCUGGCGGCGACAACGGCACGCCACUCCACGUCCUACUACAUAGAUCCUUUGCGAGUAUCCUCGCGAGACGAACUCACCGAAAUGGCCGUGUCUGGUCAAGGAAACUUUGAGGGAAAUUUUGAGUCGCUGGACCUUGCAGAAUUUGCUAAAAAGCAACCAUGGUGGCGCAAGCUGUUUGGGCAGGAAUCUGGGCCUUCCGCUGAAAAGUAUAGUGUGGCAACCCAGCUGUUAAUUGGAGGUGUUACUGGAUGGUGUACAGGGUUCAUAUUUCAGAAGGUUGGAAAGUUGGCUGCAACAGCUGUGGGAGGUGGAUUUUUUCUUCUUCAGCUUGCAAACCAUACUGGGUAUAUCAAAGUUGACUGGCAGCGGGUAGAGAAGGACAUGAAGAAAGCCAAAGAACAGCUGAAGAUUCGUAAGAGCAACCAGAUACCUACUGAGGUCAAGAGCAAAGCUGAGGAGGUGGUGUCAUUUGUGAAGAAGAAUGUUCUAGUGACUGGGGGAUUUUUCGGAGGCUUUCUGCUUGGCAUGGCAUCCUAAGAAGAAAGACUUCACUUCCAUUGUUGCUGGUUUUUCCAGCCAGCAGCUUCUACACUCCAUUGUAGGAUACCAAGUCUCUCUUCUUCCUCUUCUCCUGUGCCUUCUUCCCUGCCAUGGCAAUUCUGAAUGGCUUCUCUAGGCAUAUGUCGGUACAAGUUAAUACAGCCCUACCUUGAGCUUGGUGGUGGCAGAAGAGACAAUAGAGACAUUAGCUCUCCUCCUAGUACACUCCCCCACUUCGCCAAUCUGUAGGUCAGCAAGAAUGUUCCUUGUCCUUCUACAUAAGAUACUUACCAGAACAUGUUGCAAGAUGGUUCACCACAGAGGAUGAGUGGAUUCUCAAAGGUUAUCUCAAACUGUUGAUUUGGAAAAGAAAUGUGCACAUAGUUUAUUAUGUGCUGCAUGGAAAGGAACUGAAUACAUUUGCCUUUAAGCAUGAAA
This is a messenger RNA of Otolemur garnettii (small-eared galago), 1116 nucleotides long. It is a transcript of the gene FUNDC2, whose product is annotated as FUN14 domain containing 2. The record is from RefSeq and is a predicted model, not a curated record. The coding region runs from base 106 to 675 and encodes 189 amino acids. Gene Ontology annotation, biological process: autophagy of mitochondrion. Gene Ontology annotation, cellular component: mitochondrial outer membrane. Lineage: Eukaryota; Metazoa; Chordata; Mammalia; Primates; Galagidae. The transcript has 5 exons.